Ylistrum balloti is the source of this 1557-nucleotide messenger RNA. Its product is annotated as cytochrome P450 3A24-like. Gene Ontology annotation, molecular function: heme binding; steroid hydroxylase activity; oxidoreductase activity, acting on paired donors, with incorporation or reduction of molecular oxygen. The coding region runs from base 1 to 1557 and encodes 518 amino acids. NCBI's taxonomy places the organism in Eukaryota, Metazoa, Mollusca, Bivalvia, Pectinida, Pectinidae. The transcript is spliced from 14 exons. The record is from RefSeq and is a predicted model, not a curated record.
AUGACACUUCCGUCAGAAUGUCUUCCCUAUUCGAUGCAUAUACAUUUGUCUUACCGCACCAGCUUCGAUACUGUAUUUAACAAGUACGAAGUUGACAUUUUAAUUGGUUUACUCAUAUAUUGUUACAGGUACAGCAAAUGGAAGCACAAUUUGUUCUCAAAGCUUGGAAUUCCAGGGCCAAAACCAAAGUUUAUAUUUGGUAUUUUACCUUGUUAUAAGAAAGACGGUUUGGCUUGGACCGAUUUGCAGCUAGUUUCGACAUAUGGAAAAGUUAUCGGAAUUUACCACGGACACAACCCGGCUAUGUUAGUAGCCGACCAUGACAUGAUCAAGGAAAUCUGCAUCAAUAGAUCUGAUGUUUUCAUCAACAGAGCAUCUGCUUUUGAUAUGUGUGGGGUUCUCGGAUGUGCUGUUGCCCUUGCGGAUGACACGCACUGGAAAUUUCUCAAGAACAAACUGGUUCCCGUGUUUACUAAGGAUAGACUAGAACAGAUAUGUCCCACGUUGACUGACUGUUUGGAUACUAUGGUUGAAAAUAUAAAGGUCUCUUCUGAAAAAGGGAAGAGUUUCGACUUCACCACCCAUUGCAGUCACUUAUCUAUGGACAUAUUGAUGAAGUGUAUUUUUGGUCAGACGGUCAACUCGGCAAAAGAUCCCGAAAAUAUGUUAAUAAAGCAAGCUCAGAGUGCAUGGAAAGCAGGAACGGAAGGUUCAAUUAAGCUUGGUGGGAUCUGCGCAUUGUGUCCACCGAUGAGAAAGGUUCUAAAGUAUUUUAAAGUAUCACCAUGUUGUACGAACAUCGUCGAUUUUUUCAUGCAAAUCACCAGAGAGAGAAUGCACCAAUCGGAAUCGCCGAUUCAGGCAAAUCUUUUAAAGUUUAUGACAGAAAGAAGUGAGAACGACAACAAUAAUUUAGCCGAUAAGGAAGAAAGAAGUCUUACAGAAGAGGAAAUCACAGCUAACAUCAUUUUCUUUAUCAUGGCUGGAUACGACACUACAGCGAAUGCUCUAUCUUUCGUGGCUUACAAUUUGGCGACUAACAUCGACUGUCAGGAACGUCUGAUUCACGAGAUAAACAAAAAUAUUAAAACGGUGGAUAUGUGUUAUGAUAGUAUUAUGGAAUUACCUUACCUGGAUAAAGUUAUUUGCGAGACGCUCCGGUUGUUUCCACCCAUGCUCAGAUUCAAUAGACGUGCGUCCGCUGACGUAACAGUGUGUGGUCAACAUAUACCUAAAGAUAUGGACGUGUCCGUUCCUAUUUUCGCUCUCCACAGAGAUCCCACCGUUUGGACAGACCCACACAAGUUUGAUCCAGAUAGAUUUUCUCCAGAACAAGUAGGUAGUAGACCUGCAUACUCAUAUAUCCCAUUUGGAGCUGGAGCCAGACAUUGUUUUGCUUCCAAGUUGGCUGUUUUUGUAAUAAAAUUGGCUAUAGUUCAUCUCCUGAAGCAUUUCCGGCUACAGACAGCACCUGAAACAGUGGUACCUCUGAAACUGGACAAGGGCGGUUAUGCACGUGCAGAAAGUGGAAUAUGGCUUCGAGUGCAGGCGUUAUGA